GUCACAGAAUGCUUCUUCAAAAGAAAUGGGAACUGUUUGUUUUGGGACGCUGAUGGAUUCAGAUCACGAUGGAGAGCCCAAUGCGAGUCAUCAUCUCUGCCUGUGUCACUGAUAUCGGUGGUAAUCCACAGCGACGCCAUAAUACUCUGGGGAGUGCGUUCUGCGAGGAAGUCUUAAACCGAGAAUUCCAUGCACCGCUCCAACCUACUGGGUACGACCACGUCCACAUUCCUGCAGACUUCGACUCGGCCAAGCCGGUGAAGCGCUGGUUUAUCUUCGACUUGAACGUUCGUGGAGAACUCGGCGCGGACGAGGUUGCGCAGAUCCCCCAUCAAGUCUAUCUGGCUAGCCGCCAGGGAGACAAUUGGAUUUUCAUUCCACGUCCGCAAUGGAUUGACUCCGCAAAAGCCCGAGCCAACUCAUAUACAUGGGGCGGGAGACUGGAACAGAAACUAGUGGCUGGCAUGAGGAAUUCAUUGCUCCAGGCGUGAACUACAUAUCGAGGCAGCACUCCAGAUUUUUUCCCUUUCCGUCCCUGUUCGCGUCUCUCUCGUCAAGGUGUCUCAGGUGGCGUUUGCCCCCUGCAUGCUGGACACUCUUCAUUAUCCUUAUCCUCCUGCCAGUCCCAAACGUCUUGGCGCUGGUUGGGCGGACACGUCACUUGGUUCUGCAGGGCAACCGCACAUCUCGCGAUGUAUACCGUGGCUUCGUGGCCACAGACCCCGAACCGACCUCGCACGUUCUCACACAUCUUUUUGGACGUAUCCAAAGGCUAUGACGAUCCCCGUGAAGAACUGGCUGCUAACCGAAAGCCUCAAGCCAAAAAGAUCUCAAGCUUCACCCUCCCACAACUGUUCAAGAACUGUGCGGGUCCAUAUACAUAUCACUGUAAAAACUCUCAUAGAUGAAGGCAGCGCAUAGGAAAU
Molecule: messenger RNA, 926 nt
Organism: Aspergillus pseudonomiae
Lineage: Eukaryota; Fungi; Ascomycota; Eurotiomycetes; Eurotiales; Aspergillaceae
Exons: 4
Coding region: 69-491 (140 amino acids)
Source: RefSeq, a predicted model, not a curated record